AUGUCAGGCUGCGCUAAUGGACCUACUCUGAUUGAAGAAGUCAGAAUUCGAAUCAUCGAUCUCGAUGCUCAGAUCCCCAUCAAGAAAGGAUGGCAAGGGUUCCAUCCAGGAAGUAAUUAUAUAUGGUAUUAUUUUACACUUUCUUCGCCUAAUGGACAUACCCUCUCGGGAGAAGAGUCUUGUAGAGAUCUUGAUCAACACACCCUUACUACCAUCUACGCUAAAAGAUUGAUCAAAUGA
Messenger RNA from Kwoniella botswanensis, 240 nucleotides. RefSeq lists its product as uncharacterized. The record is from RefSeq and is a predicted model, not a curated record. The transcript is spliced from 5 exons. NCBI's taxonomy places the organism in Eukaryota, Fungi, Basidiomycota, Tremellomycetes, Tremellales, Cryptococcaceae. Bases 1 to 240 code for a protein of 79 amino acids.